AUGUCUUCCUCAAAAUGUCACUUCCUAGAUCUCCCGCUCGAGAUCCGGCUCGACAUCUAUGCCCAUCUCCUCCUACACCCUCCUAUCGACAAACUCAACCCGAACCGACCCGCGGCACGGAUACACCCAGCCAUCCUCACUGCGAGCCGGCAGACCCACGCCGAGGGCACACCCGUCCUAUAUUCCAAGAACAUGUUUCUGGCGCACGCGACGCUGCUCGCCUCCUUCCCAAGGCUGCGGCUGUGGUACCCCCCGGUACGAGAGCGCUCGGUGCUUCCGCAAAUCCGCCGCUUCCACAUCCGCGUGCGGCUCGACUGCGACCCGGCCUUUGAUGCCAGCGCCGCCGCUGCGGCCUUCAGCGGCGUCGACGAGCUCGUCGUCGAGGUGUGGCAGGCUAUGUUUCAAGGAGCCGACCACGGCGCGCUGCAGGUUUUCGAGGGCGUCCGCGGUGUCAGGGACGUCAAGGUCUAUGGGAGCAUCACGGGGUUUGAGGGGUACGUUCGCUGGCUCGAGGACGUAAUGCGCUACGACACCGGAGGCGGCGAGAGGACUUCGCUUGCUGAGACACGACGGCCGAGUCCGAUUGCGUGA
Molecule: messenger RNA, 591 nt
Organism: Colletotrichum spaethianum
Lineage: Eukaryota; Fungi; Ascomycota; Sordariomycetes; Glomerellales; Glomerellaceae
Exons: 1
Coding region: 1-591 (196 amino acids)
Source: RefSeq, a predicted model, not a curated record